This is a messenger RNA of Aspergillus caelatus, 1107 nucleotides long. Its product is annotated as SANT/Myb-like DNA-binding domain-containing protein. Bases 1 to 1065 code for a protein of 354 amino acids. NCBI's taxonomy places the organism in Eukaryota, Fungi, Ascomycota, Eurotiomycetes, Eurotiales, Aspergillaceae. Gene Ontology annotation, biological process: positive regulation of transcription by RNA polymerase II; mitotic cell cycle. The record is from RefSeq and is a predicted model, not a curated record. Gene Ontology annotation, cellular component: nucleus. Gene Ontology annotation, molecular function: DNA-binding transcription factor activity, RNA polymerase II-specific; RNA polymerase II cis-regulatory region sequence-specific DNA binding. The transcript is spliced from 6 exons.
AUGCCUCGUGCCCCACAGAAAUGGACCCCAGAGGAGGACAAGCUCCUCUGCCGAGAAGUCCACAAUCAAUUAUCUGAAGGCAGAGGAAUGAACCCUAUACUGACACGUGAUUGCGGUAGAUGGACGGUGGUUGCAGAUGUCGUCAAAACACGAAGUGCAGAUCAAUGUGCCAAACGAUGGAAGCAAUGUCUUGACCCGCAACUGGACCGCAGUGAAUGGACAGAACUCGAGAAUCGACGAUUGAUGGAGGCAUGUGCCGUCAAGGGACGACGAUGGAAAGAGAUUCAGAUGGAGCAUUUCCCUACCCGUUCACGAAACUCGAUCAAGAAUCAACACACAAUUCUUACCCGGCGAUAUAACAAACUGAAGAACUUGCGAGAAGCCCAGAAUGCUUCGAGCGUGGGGACUGGACCUGAGGACUCAAGCUUGUCGCCGAGCUCAUGCGAGGACUCGGGAGACACUGUUGACAGUAGUGACGAUGAUAGUGGUCUUGGGAGCGGAAGCACAGAAGGAAAUAGCGGGCUACAUGACCCUCACAUUGCCGAUGAUGAUGUGUCGAUGAGUAUAAAUCCCACAGACGCCUUGCCAUCGACGAAUCAAGGGAUCUCUGGACAUCAUGGCUUUAUACACGGGCCAACAUGGGAUAUGGCUGGCACAUUGUCGGGAGACCCAUGGGGGCUGCCUUCGGUAGGUGAGACGGAUAGUAUGGGAUUAUUCCUUAAUGGUAUGGUGCCAGAACUUCACAGCAUCCCACCGGACAGCUUGCAUGGUUUUGGCUUUGCUGAUGCAACAAGCGGCAAAGACUGCAUUUGCCCAAGUUUGUUAUCACCAACCGAAGAGUUGCCCAGUGACUACAGCCAAGGAGACAAUUUCUGCGACGACCUGAGCGUAUCAGCCAUGGACACGGAAGAGCAAACCCUCGUAUCUUUGCAGGAAAACGUGACUCGUGGGAAACGAUGUGCCAAAAUAGUGUUGACGGUGGAGGAGCCCGAUAAUAAUACGGUCGAGUCACUGGUGCAAAUUGCAUUCUCGAGCAAAUCACGAUUUCAUUUCGCCCGCGAGUGAAGUGAUUCACCCUGCACUAAGUGGGAGUUUUGAGGGUUGCGG